CGCAGGUUUGCGCAAAUUGAGCUGUGCUGUAAUUUUGACACACUUUAGAGUGUCAAGUGUGCAAUUUUCUGUUACAAUCUUGUGCGCUCCACGUAACGCCUUAAGAUCGUUAAAAUGCAAAUUGUGCCCUGGCUUAUCAGCGGGAAAAAGUGCUCAGAGUUCAUUAAUGGGCCUGCGAGACAACACUAUCGAUCGACGUGAUCUGGCAUUGACACAUUUUCCGGCUAUUUUCGAUUUGGGCCAUGUCGCAGUGUUGUAGAAAAGCUAGCUAAUGCAAGUCAAUAAAUAUUUUCCGAGCCAUUUAACGGGCGGGCGAAAACAGCCAGAACACUGUAAUAGUGCUCUACUGGGGGCAAACAAAAGAGUCAUUCUGUUUGGACAAUUGUGCCGUGGAGCACGCGCCCAGAAAAACCCAUCACAAAAACAUUCCCACUGGACAAACCCGCCGUUAAGUGGAGCACAGCCUAGAAACAGCCGGACGACAUGAAUUUACACCUGCGAGAUUUCCUUGGAAUGGUUUACCUUCUGGCAGCCGUGGUAGCUCUGGCCGUGCACGGGACUAAGGCUCAGUUCUACAACCCGAUGCCGAUGUCCGUACCGAGGCUGUUGCCGGCCCCUACGGAGCUACCGGUUCCAGUGGAGCACCGGCAACGCUUCUUGCUCUACAACCCCUUCAAUGGUCAGCAGCUGGAGCCGCUGCGAUACAUGUCCUUCCUGCGGGGCGACAAGCGCCAGGCGGGGCAGGUAAGCGGAAACCUUGUGGAGCUGCCGCAGCUCUGGCAGCCCUGCUCCUGCGCGGAGUUCACCUGCCGGUGCUGCCUGGGCCUGGUCUUCGGGUUCGGGGAGUCCUUCAACCAGCGCGUGUGUACGGCCAUCGAGUACAGCCGGGAAGAGCUGGGCAUCCGCCUGAGCAUCGAAGUGAACCAGCGGUCUGUGGCCAACUUUGGCUUCUCGGCCCGCAAUCCUCCGGACUACUGCAUCCCGCUGCUGCUGCCGCUGCCGCUGUUCAGCUGCCUACGGCUCUACGACAUACGGGCCUACGGCGAGGGCAAUGUGCAGGUCUGCAUCUCGGUGGUGUUCAAGGUGCUGGUCAGCCAGUUCUUCGAGUAUCGCUUCAACUGCAUCCGCUUCGGAGUCAAUGGAGUGUACUUUGUGCGCGACUCGCACCAGCAGGACCAGGGCCAGGUCGUGGAAGUGGAGCUGGACAAAGAAAUGGCCGCACAAUCAUCAGAGCAGGGCUCCAAGCGCUCUAAUCUCCCUAAUGACAAGUUGGCCUCUGGCAGCCGCUUGGAUUUCCAUCCCAUCUAAUGUGGUCUUUCUCUUGCUGUCUACCAUUUUUCAUCAUGAUCCAUGCCUCAUUCUACGAGUAUUACACGUUAAGUGAAAAAGUGAAAUUUCUGUUAAUUAAAAAGCUUUUUAUUCCGAGCCCCAACACAA
This is a messenger RNA of Drosophila pseudoobscura, 1437 nucleotides long. RefSeq lists its product as uncharacterized. NCBI's taxonomy places the organism in Eukaryota, Metazoa, Arthropoda, Insecta, Diptera, Drosophilidae. The transcript has a single exon. The record is from RefSeq and is a predicted model, not a curated record. Bases 484 to 1308 code for a protein of 274 amino acids.